AUGGGUAUAUUUGAUAAAAUAAAAAGUAUAGAAAAAUUAAAUGAAACAGAAUUGAAAAAUCUUGGUACAAAUAGUGCCUCAUGGCAUGAUCAAUAUAAGGAAUCUAGUUAUAUUUACAUAGGUAACUUGGACACCCGAUUAACUGAGGGGGAUAUCGUGAUCGUAUUUUCACAAUUUGGAGAACCCAUAGAUGUUAAUUUGGUUCGAGACAAAGAAACAGGAAAAUCAAAAGGAUAUUGUUUCUUGGCAUAUGAAGACCAGAGAAGCACGAUAUUAGCUGUAGAUAAUUUCAAUGGAUUCAAACUUUUAGAUAAACCACUAGUAGUUGACCAUAUAUCAAAUUACAGGCUCCCACAAAAAUAUAUGAACAAUGAUGAAAUGGACAAAUACAAGCCAACCGGUGCAGAAGGCCAAGGUAUAGGAAUAUAUAAUGUAGUCGAAAGUGAAAUAAAAUUAUCAAAAGCUUUUGAAAAACUCAAUAGUAAUCACAAUAAAUAUAACCAACAAAAACUAAUGGAUGCAGACGAAUUAUGGUCAAUGAAUUUUGAAAAGUUAAUAAAAGGAGAUAAAGAUAAAAAAAAAGAUGACAAUGACUCAUAUUCUUCAGAUGGAAAUCAAAGCCAAAAAAGUGAACAUAAAAAAGUUAAAAGAUCGUCAAAAACACAUAGGAGUAAAAAAGAAUACGACACUAAAGGGUAUGAUGAAAAUGGUCGAGAAAGAAAAAGGGAUAAAGAUAGAGAAAGAAAAAGGGACAAAGAUAGAGAUAGAAAAAGGGACAAAGAUAGAGAUAGAAAAAGAGAUAGAGAAGGAGAUAGAAAAAGAGGCAGAGAAGGAGAUAAAGAAAGAGAUAGAGAAAGAUAUAGAGAAAGAGAUAGAGAAAGAGAUAGAGAAGGAGAUAGAGAAAGAGAUAGAAAAAGAGAUAAAAAAAGAGAUAGAAAAAGAGAUAGUGGGACGGAUAGAGAAUAA
Molecule: messenger RNA, 966 nt
Organism: Plasmodium yoelii
Lineage: Eukaryota; Apicomplexa; Aconoidasida; Haemosporida; Plasmodiidae
Product: RNA-binding protein, putative
Exons: 4
Coding region: 1-966 (321 amino acids)
Biological process (GO): mRNA splicing, via spliceosome
Cellular component (GO): U2 snRNP; precatalytic spliceosome; catalytic step 2 spliceosome
Molecular function (GO): RNA binding
Source: RefSeq, a predicted model, not a curated record